CUCUCUGGCUCAGAUGUUGGCAAAGGGGGUUUUCUUAAUCAGACUGUUUUUUGGUCCGAAGGAAAGGAGGAAGAAGGAGAUUGUGAUGGAGAAAGGGGGUCUGUAAAACGUCAGGCACCGCACAAAGGCUUUGCCACGUAAUUACAGGCUCCUAUUAAGUCGAGAUCUGCCCUCCCAGGGGUCUCCAAUUUUCUUGUAUUCCCUACAAAGCCUCCUCUGCAUGCCAGUUUGUGCCUUUUGAAGUGCCAGAGAGCUUCUUGAUCCAACUGAGAAGGAAAAAGGAGCUCAGCGAGAAGAGGGGGAGAGCGAGCGGGAAGGGAAAGGGGGAAACCCACCACCACCCUCCUUCGGACUCUUGAAACCCUUUUUUUUUCUUCUUACGAAAAGUAAAGUGAGAAUCCUGCUCUCCAAUACAUCUGCAAGACAUCACCCUCUCCUCCUGAAACUUUAGUCACUCCUGAGAAUCCACAGGAGUGCAGAGAGGGGGAACACGUUUUCUUGAAGAUGUUUUAAAGCUGGAACAAGCCUUCUUCUGUUGGUGCUUGAACUCUUGCCUGGGAAUAACUUUUUUAACCUUGAAAAAAAAAAAAAACACUUUGAUUCUUCUCUCCCACCCCUUCGUCUCUCUUCUUCUGUUUGCCUAACUCCCCCGCCCUGCUGGCCUCCCCUUUCCUUUCUCCCCCUUAGUAUUAUUUUUAGUGUGUGCGUGUGGACGCGUUUGGAGAGCUAGAAGGAAUUUUUUUUUUUUUCUCCUGACUUGAACAUAGGGUGACUUUUUAAUUUUAUUUUUUGGUGUGGAUUAUCUCCUUGGACCGCGCCGGGCUUGGCCUCAGGAAAGCAACCGAGGCUGUCGAAGGCUGUUGGUGCAGAACGCUCGCUCUGCAGAAGGGGGUCCCCCGCCCUCUUUCCUUUUUUUUUUUUUUUUUUUUGUCCUUAGCCUCCUUCUCUCUCUCUCUCUCUCUCUCUCUCUCUCUCUCUCUCCCCUGCUCUCGCUCCCGCUCUCUCUCCACUCCCCCCUCUCUCUUCCCCACUCGGCUCCUCUCCCCCCUCGCGCCCACAGCGUUUGGUGUUGAUUCGAGCGGGAAGAGGGGGGUGGGUGGGAUCGGAGGGAGACCAUGACCUCCAGCUACGGGCACGUUCUGGAGCGGCAACCGGCGCUGGGCGGCCGCUUGGACAGCCCGGGCAACCUCGACACCCUGCAGGCGAAAAAGAACUUCUCCGUCAGUCACCUGCUAGACCUGGAGGAAGCCGGGGACAUGGUGGCGGCGCAGGCGGACGAGAGCGUGGGCGAGGCCGGCCGAAGCCUACUGGAGUCGCCGGGACUCACCAGCGGCAGCGACACCCCACAGCAGGACAGUGACCCGCUGAACUCGGAGGAGAAGAAGAAGAGGAAGCAGCGGCGGAACCGCACCACGUUCAACAGCAGCCAGCUGCAGGCGCUGGAGCGCGUGUUCGAGCGCACGCACUACCCCGACGCCUUCGUGCGCGAGGACCUGGCGCGCCGCGUCAACCUCACCGAGGCCCGAGUGCAGGUGUGGUUUCAGAACCGAAGAGCCAAAUUCCGCAGGAACGAGAGAGCCAUGCUGGCCAACAAAAACGCUUCCCUCCUCAAAUCCUACUCAGGGGACGUGACUGCUGUGGAGCAGCCCAUCGUGCCUCGUCCUGCUCCACGACCCACCGACUAUCUCUCCUGGGGGACGGCCUCUCCGUACAGCGCCAUGGCUACUUACUCUGCCACAUGUGCCAACACUAGCCCUGCACAGGGCAUCCACAUGGCCAACAGCAUUGCCAACCUGAGACUGAAGGCCAAGGAAUAUAGUUUACAGAGGAACCAGGUGCCAACAGUCAACUGAGGAGAAAAAAACCAUUAAACAGGCCUACGAAGAAAUCAAACACCAUAAGACACCUUUCCUGCUCUGUCAUUUCUUCAUCUGUUGGGGAAAAAAUAAAUAAAACAAACAAACAAACAAAAAACCUGAACUCAAACAUUGGGACCAUGGCAGAGAAAAGCCGGAGAGGAGCAAAAUGAAAAUUAGUUCACCAGUGUUUCUCCACCCUCCGGGGUACCGCCACCACCACGUGCUUCUGCGUGUGUUGAUUUUGUUUUUCCUUCUCCUCGUGUGCUUUGCUUUAAUAUACUCCAAGCUUCUUCAGUUAGGUUCAGCCCACCCACCCCCAUGGCCGUAUGAGUUUCAAAACAAAACAAAAAAACUAGAGCAGCCAAAGAAACCACAUAUACAUUCAGAGUCAUUGUCUAGCAUCUCCUCAUGACCUGUUUGAACCACAGUGCCUUGACCCUAUCUUUCUUCCCAGUUCUCUGUAUAAAAGCUCUAGGAGCUUCUGAGAAGCCAAAGUCUCUCUGAAAAAUCUGUGCCAGACACGAUUUCCUGUCUUGUGGUCUCCAUCUCUGUCGGUCAUGGUAAGGUCUUCCCAUCAGCUACUGUUCAGAAAGCAAUUAUGUACAACAUCUGGUCACUGGCUUGUGUCUGGCUAAUUCUGAGCUCUAAGCUGUAGAUCGAAGCUCUCCUUAUCAGCUAGAGAUUUAAGCUCUAAGCUAUAGAUGAUGAUAUCGCCAUCACCACCACCCCUGACCCCCAUCCAGGCAAUCAGCCAUCGUAAGUCAAAGGUAUUUGUUGUUUUUGAAUGGUUGUCAUGGGCUUGACAUUCGAGAGAGGGAGAGAGAUUUCUUUAGGAAAACAAAGACUGAGUUGUGAAAGGCAUGGCCUACAUCUCUUCAGUGCCUUAAGGAUAGUCAGAUGCACACUUAUAUAUAUACUGUAUAUAUUUAUAUAUUUUAUGUAUAUAUAUCUAAAAUAUUCUUGCAAGCUUGAGUUUGCAGUUUCUCGAACACUACCAAAAGCACAUCUCACACCAUCACCACUGUCCUUGAUCUCUACAGUGAUGUUUUGGGGGAUCUCACUUCCUUUCUUUCUUGACACAAAGUUCUCAUCAAGGCCACAGAGCACUUCACAGGGCAUCUGUUUCAGAACAGGUCGCAUUUUCACAUUUGAGCUUUGAAUAAAUUAGAGCCUAUUCGAGGCUGUAAAAAUGUUCUUGAGUUUGAAGACCGCUCUGGUGGAACAGGAGUAUAUCCUGACACGUCAUGGGGAUCACAUUUAGAGGAGGGAAAGCCAUGUUGCCAUCUGCCCCUUCUCCACUCAGCAGGAAUCUGAAAGACACAUGUUUGAAUGGAAUCCUUAAUGUCUUGUCUAAAUUCCAAAACUUUAAGAGGCGACUGUGGGCUAUUCUUUUACUAAUAUUUUGAAAUAAAGUUUAGUGCCUAGGGCUGCGAGCCAGGACUGACCUGUCUUUGUUUCUUUCUUUUUGUCUCCAGCUGUGCUUUUGUAACUUGUCGGGUGGACAAGACCAAACCACAGCACCAUGCUGUGCCUCAGUUUACCUUUUUGUACAAUGGGUUCAGCAAUACUUACCUACCUCACAGGGGUGUUGUGAGGCUCUAUUCAUUUGCUCCUUCAUUCUUUCCUGUGUUCUCUGCUUGUGCAGCACUUGGUAGCCAUGGGAGGAAAAGGACUACAAAAGUAUACAAUGUUAAUGGAAGGAUAAGGUACCUGGAAGCCUUGUUUUCUAGCAAGGAAGUGCUACCUUGCUGUAAAUACUGACAGCCUUGUAUUUGGAAAUGAGAAAUAGGUUUAUAUUUACAGACCUCUCAAAAAUCACAUCACUUGACCAAAGAAUAAGAUACACAGAACAGACAUAUUUUUGACCUAUUUUUAUCCUGACCAGGUUGGUUCUAAUACCUUUAGUUAUCAGCAAUUAAAAAGCUUUAGAUUGGUUUUGGCCAAAUACGCCAACUCUGAGUGACUGGCAUGGACUGCUGAGUUUAAGAUGCACUUUCAGCACACGCUUGUUCCCCCCUCGGCCUAGCAAGUUGAACCAAUGGUGGAACUUUUUCACCAAUCGGAAAAUGUAAUUUUAAAUGCUGAAUCUAUACUUCUUUUAGUAACAAGAAGAAAGCCCAUCUUGUGCAUUUUGCUUCCAUCCACUGAUUCCCUCUUCCUCUAGCAUAUUAUUAAAAUAUUUCUUACUGAUCUUUUAUGUGGGCUGGCUGAACACCACAUAUUACUUGCUUCCUAAGGAUUCCCUCGACUAAUUCUUUGGUCCCACUAGCUGCUGCGGAUUAUCAAGAUUCAAAGGAACAGUGUAAACUAACAGAUGAAAACAUUCUUUGUGAAUUGAGUGAAAUCCAAGAAAUUGGUGAACAUCUGGAGUUUGGACUCUGGGCUACAGUGCAGGGAACAGAACUCAUACAAGACAAGGUGUUGCUAGGAAAGGGGAAUUUUUGAAGAGGGAGGAAAGGAAUAGGUCAUGUGAAACAAAGUCAUUUGAAGCUUUCAUCCUGACAUCCGUUUUCAGUAGUGAACAGAAAAGCCUGAACCCAAAACCCAAACGCUAUGUGAAACUGGGCAGUUUUGCCACCAGUGCCUGGGAAGCGAUGUCUGGGAAAUCAGAGAGUAGCCAGUGCUGGUCAUCCAUAGGAAUUUUCAUUGCUAGUGACUCAACACCACAAACAUUUAUUAUCUAAGCACCUGAUCAAGAAGUAUACACAUGAGACAAGCACUCAGUAUUGUUCAUUUAUUAUUGAUUUUUUUUUAAGUAUUAGUUCGAUAUAUGAUUUAGAGGAGUGGCCUUUUGGCUUCCAAGCCAGGUCUCCACUGAGGGCCUCAGGCCAACAACGUUCCAAGGCGUCCUCCCUGCUCCUCACCAUCGUUCAACUCAGAUACAGAUGAAAACGGGCAAACUGUCUGUCUGUGUCCCCAGUCCCUUCCCAAACUAGAUGCUGAUCUGUAGGACACUUGGCAGGUUAAGUCAAACCAGAAGAGGUGACUGAAUAAAAAAGGGAAUGACACUUAGGGUAUAAAGAUCUCCUAAUAAAUGUAAUAUGUAAAUUAUAUCUUGCUUUAUGAUGUAAAAUAUACAUUGUUUGCGCUAGAAUAGAAAUGAUUCCUUUUCAAUAAAAAGAAGAAGGAUGCUACUAUGCGGUCUUUUGUUACA
Mustela lutreola (European mink) is the source of this 5013-nucleotide messenger RNA. It is a transcript of the gene PRRX1, whose product is annotated as paired related homeobox 1. Gene Ontology annotation, molecular function: DNA binding; DNA-binding transcription factor activity, RNA polymerase II-specific. The record is from RefSeq and is a predicted model, not a curated record. The transcript is spliced from 4 exons. NCBI's taxonomy places the organism in Eukaryota, Metazoa, Chordata, Mammalia, Carnivora, Mustelidae. The coding region runs from base 1116 to 1853 and encodes 245 amino acids. Gene Ontology annotation, biological process: regulation of DNA-templated transcription.